Zalophus californianus (California sea lion) is the source of this 2793-nucleotide messenger RNA. RefSeq names its product 3'-phosphoadenosine 5'-phosphosulfate synthase 1 (gene PAPSS1). The transcript is spliced from 13 exons. The record is from RefSeq and is a predicted model, not a curated record. Lineage: Eukaryota; Metazoa; Chordata; Mammalia; Carnivora; Otariidae. Gene Ontology annotation, molecular function: adenylylsulfate kinase activity; sulfate adenylyltransferase (ATP) activity; ATP binding. Gene Ontology annotation, biological process: 3'-phosphoadenosine 5'-phosphosulfate biosynthetic process; sulfate assimilation. Bases 218 to 2254 code for a protein of 678 amino acids.
GCCGCUUCGCCCCUCCCCACAUACCUCCGCUCCAGACCCAUUUCGGAGGCGCGGCCGACGCGCCACGCAGGAGGCUCGAGGACGAGCGCGUGCGUACGUAAGCGCGCGCCAACCCCAGCGCGAGGAGGCCCCGCCUUCCCGUCCCGCCCCCUCCGGCCUCUCCUCCUGUUACCCUCCUGGAGCUGAGGAUCCCGGCACCCGAGCGCACUCUGCGGCUAUGGAGGUCCCUGGGAGUCUGUGCAAGAAAGUCAAGCUGAGCAAUACUGCGCAGAACUGGAAUGCCCUCUUCCCCAGCUCCUCGGCUCAGAAGAGACCUGGAAGAGAAUCUUUUGGGAGUGAGCUGGCGGCUGCUGAAGCGUGCACCCCUGACGGGGGAUGCUGCCCGCAUCCCUUGAAGUGGCCUGAAGGUCUGCGGAGGAGGCGAAGGCGGGCGCAUUCGGGGAUGCAGAGAGCAACUAAUGUCACCUAUCAAGCUCAUCAUGUUAGCAGGAACAAGAGAGGUCAGGUUGUGGGGACCCGAGGUGGUUUUCGUGGUUGCACAGUUUGGCUGACAGGCCUAUCUGGAGCAGGAAAGACCACAGUGAGCAUGGCUUUAGAGGAGUACUUGGUGUGCCAUGGUAUCCCAUGCUACACUUUGGAUGGUGACAACAUUCGUCAGGGUCUCAAUAAGAAUCUUGGCUUCAGUCCUGAAGACAGAGAGGAGAAUGUUCGACGCAUUGCAGAAGUUGCUAAGCUGUUUGCAGAUGCUGGCUUAGUAUGCAUCACAAGUUUUAUAUCACCUUAUACUCAGGAUCGCAACAAUGCAAGGCAAAUUCAUGAGGGUGCAAGCUUACCUUUUUUUGAAGUAUUUGUUGAUGCUCCUUUGCACGUUUGUGAACAGAGGGAUGUCAAGGGACUCUACAAAAAAGCACGGGCUGGAGAAAUUAAAGGUUUCACUGGAAUCGAUUCUGAGUAUGAAAAGCCAGAGGCUCCUGAAUUGGUGCUGAAGACAGACUCUUGUGAUGUGAACGACUGUGUCCAGCAGGUGGUGGAACUUCUACAAGAACGGGAUAUUGUACCUGUGGAUGCCUCUUAUGAAGUAAAAGAAUUAUAUGUGCCAGAAAAUAAACUCCAUCUGGCAAAAACAGAUGCAGAGACAUUACCAGCAUUGAAAAUUAAUAAAGUGGAUAUGCAGUGGGUGCAGGUUUUGGCAGAAGGGUGGGCAACCCCACUGAACGGCUUUAUGAGAGAGAGGGAGUAUCUGCAGUGCCUUCAUUUUGAUUGUCUUCUGGAUGGGGGUGUCAUUAACUUGUCAGUGCCUAUAGUUCUGCCGGCUACUCAUGAAGAAAAAGAGAGGCUGGACGGCUGUACGGCAUUUGCUCUGAUGUACGAGGGCCGCCGUGUGGCUAUUCUUCGCAACCCGGAGUUUUUUGAGCACCGGAAGGAGGAGCGCUGUGCCAGACAGUGGGGAACAACAUGCAAGAACCACCCCUACAUCAAGAUGGUUAUGGAACAAGGAGAUUGGCUGAUUGGAGGAGAUCUUCAAGUCUUGGACCGAAUUUACUGGAAUGAUGGUCUUGAUCAAUAUCGUUUCACUCCUACUGAGCUAAAGCAGAAGUUUAAAGAUAUGAAUGCUGACGCUGUCUUUGCCUUUCAAUUACGCAAUCCAGUGCACAAUGGACACGCUCUGUUAAUGCAAGAUACCCAUAAGCAACUUCUAGAGAGGGGCUAUCGGCGCCCUGUCCUUCUCCUCCACCCUCUUGGGGGCUGGACAAAGGAUGAUGACGUUCCUUUGAUGUGGCGUAUGAAGCAGCAUGCCGCAGUGCUGGAGGAAGGAGUCCUGAAUCCUGAAACAACAGUGGUGGCCAUCUUCCCAUCUCCCAUGAUGUAUGCUGGGCCAACUGAGGUCCAGUGGCAUUGCCGAGCACGGAUGGUUGCAGGAGCCAAUUUUUACAUUGUUGGACGAGACCCUGCUGGCAUGCCUCAUCCAGAAACAGGGAGGGAUCUUUAUGAGCCAACUCAUGGUGCCAAAGUGCUGACAAUGGCCCCUGGCCUAAUCACCUUGGAAGUAGUUCCCUUUCGAGUUGCAGCUUACAACAAGAAAAAGAAGCGUAUGGACUACUAUGACUCUGAACACCAUGAAGACUAUGAAUUUAUUUCAGGAACACGAAUGCGCAAACUUGCACGAGAAGGCCAGAAACCUCCAGAAGGUUUCAUGGCUCCCAAAGCCUGGACUGUGCUGAUGGAAUACUACAAGUCCUUGGAGAAAGCUUAAGCUGUUGACCUAGUCACUCCACCUUUGACACUUCACUGAGUAACAAGAGGGGACCACAUAAUUACCGUUGGCAUUUCUUUGUGGUGGUGUCUGUCUGGAUACACUUCCUAAAAACAGAACACUUUCCUUAACUAGCAUCAGUUUUGGUCUGCCUUAUGAGUUUUAUUUUGAACUAGUGUAACAGUAAAAACUGCUGGUUUUAAUGUAUCUUUUCCACUUGUUAUAGUUAAUAUUCCUACAGUACAAUUUUAAAAUCUUGUCUUUUUAUAUUAUAUUUAUGCUUCUGUCUUAUGAUUUUUUCAAGCUGUUAUAUUAGUUGUAACCAAUAGUAUACACAUUCAAUAAACUUGGCUAGACUUUGGGGAAUUUUACAAGACAUCUGUAGCAAUUAGAUUUUCUUUUUCUACAUUGAAAAUAUAAACUGCUUUCUUCUUUCCUUCCAAUAAGCUAUUGAUCUCUCAGCUGUUGUAAUCUAUUCUUACGAUCUGUGUAAGCCCUGAAUGAACUUUAUUCAGAAACAUUAAACUUUUGGCUUCUUA